AUGGAAGAACCCAUAAAUACCAUAAAAAAAAUUAAAAGUAAUAUGAGCAAGAUUUGUUUCAACAAGUCUAAUAAGCUCAAUGCUGAUUUUAAAGAUGAUCAUAUUGAAAUAAUAUUAGAUAACAAAAAUAUAACACCUAAACCAAUAUAUUUCAAUUUUCAAGAAACGGAAACAAAGAAAUCAUUUGAUCAAAUUGAUCAGUUAUUGAAACAAUUUGAUGAAAAAAUUGAUCAUACCAGAAAUGAUUCCCAGAAAAAAUUAGCAAAUAUACAAGAUGAAGAACAAAUUAGAGAUAUAUUAAAUGCUAAAAAGAAGAAAAAAAUAGGAAAAAGCGAAUUCUUUGAUUAUAUAAAUAAUAAAAGGGAUACUAAAUGGACUCCAUAUGAAAAAGAAAUUUCAAAUACUUAUGAUGAAAUAUUAUUGUGUGAAAGUGAAACAAUUGUCCUGUUGAAUAUUCCCAAUACACUAAAUGACAUAGAUGAAGAAAAAUUAAAAGUCGAAGAAAAAAAUAAGUUAUAUGAAAAAUUACUUAAUAAUGAUGAAAGUAAUUAUAUAAGUAAAUCCAUGCAAACAUUAAGCGUUUUUAAAAAAAAUAAAGAUAUAUAUGUUUCUACAAUUAAUAAACAAAGUAAAAGUACUCAAACGAAUUUAUAUGAAUUGUAUAAAUUGACAAUUAUGAACCCAACAGACAUAUCGCAGUUGUUACAUAAAAGAUUUCUCAAAUAUAGAAAUAAGAAAUUAAAAAAAAUUAUGGAUGAAUAUGGAGAUUCCUUAAAUAUUAACGAAAGAGUAAUUUUAAAGAAAAAUAUGUGGGUCCAAGUUGUUGAUAAAAAUGUUGCUGAUAAUAAACAAACUACCAUCAUACCCAAAUCAUUUUAUAAAUCAAGGAAAAAUAACACAUCUCUUUUUAAUACUUUAUUUAUGACAAAAAAUAUAUCGAGAACCUUUUCAAACAAAAGCAGAACAAUGAGAACAAAGAGCAGAUAUAAAAAUAUGAAGACAAUGAAAUUCUUAACAAGCAGUUUUAGUGAAGAUGAAUAUUUAAUCAAAUCCAUAAUUAAAAAGAAAAAAGAAGAAAAUGAUAUUCCUGAAGAAGACCCAUAUGCCGAAGAUAAUGCUAGAGGAAUACCUUGGAUAAUUAAUAACAAAAAAAAAAAAUUAAAUAAAUCUAAUUUUAUACUUUUAAUAAAACAAAUCGAAAAAUGUAUUGUUCAGAAUAUUUACAUUUAUCAACAAAUGAUUUAUAAAAAUAUUCAUUUGAAUUAUUUAAAACAAGUAGAAAAUAAUGACGUUAAAAUGUUUGACGGAGAAAAUUAUGAUGCUCUUACUAAUCCUAAUAUUAACUAUAAAAAAAAAAAAAUUCUUAUAAAGAUAAAAAUAAAAACAAAUAUGAAAAAAUUAUGUAAUUUGAAAAACAAAAUUAAAGAUAUUAAUAAAAUGAAGGGUGAUAUUCCUAAACAGACAAAUAAUUCCAAUGAUACAAUUUCGAUUAAUUCAAUAAAACAUCGUAUUCAUAUUCUUUCUAAAAAGAAAAAAGAAAAAAUAGCCAAAAAAAUUUUUGUAAACAAGCUAAAAAAUAAUAUCAGAAAGAAAAUAAAAAAAAGAAAAAAAAAAAUGAAUAAAAAAGAAUAUGAUACAAAUGAAAAUAAUUAUUCAGAUUUUUUACAAAAUAAACAAGAUAUUAAUAAUCUAACAUAUAAGAGGAAUAACAACGAUCAUAUAAAUGUCAAUAAAAAUAUAAAAAUAAUGAAUGAUACUAAUUCGGAGAAAAAAACAAAAGAUGGAUGUUCAGAAGACCUAUUAGAAAAUCAUACAAGUGUAGACAAUUUUAAUAAAAUGGAAGAUGACAAAAUAUUUGAUAUUCUUAUAAAUGAUGAAAGCAAAGAAGAUAAGUUAAAAAAAAUAAGUACCAUAAUUAUCGACGAUGUCUUACAUAAUAAAAAUAAAAAAAAAACAUCCGAUCUUUUAGAAAGAGAUAAUUUUGAAAAAAAAAAAUUUGAAUAUAUUUUAAAAAAGAAAAAAGGAUUUACUACCAUAAAUGUAAAUAGAUUAAAAUUGAUAAAGGAAGUGAAACAAGAUUAUAUAUACAAAUAUUAUAAUCACGAUAUAUUAAAUGAUCACAUUUGUAAUAAUAAUAAUAUUAAUAGGACAUGUAAUGAAUAUACAGAUGUACUUGAUAAUAUAAAUGAAGAUACAAAAAAUAUUCAUUUGGAUUUAAAUAAUAAUAUUGAACAUACAAAUAGUAUAGAAUAUAAUAAUAUAUUAUAUAAAAGGAAAAAGAAAAAAUAUAUCAAGAAUAUAUCUAUCAAUAAAUUAUUUCAGUUUCAUUAUAAUAAAUUAGAAAAUAUAGUUACAUCAAUUGAUACAAAUAAAUUUUAUAAAGAUUAUAUUUCUUCUAGUUAUUCAAAUACAUUAGAUAUUGGAUCUUUUCAAAACAGUAAAGGGAAUAUUGCCAUAUUUAGUUUUAUAAAUCCAAAUUAUCCUCUUAAACUAUAUAAUUUAAAUUGCAGUGUUAUGAAAAUAAAAUAUUCAAAAAACAAUCCGAAUCUAUUAGUAUCUGCAUUAUCUAAUGGACAUAUCUAUAUAUAUGACAUAAGACAAAAAGAUGAAACACCUGUACUUAAAUCGACAACAAUUAAAAAUUAUUAUGAAAACUGUUAUGAACCAAUAUAUGAUCUUUCUUUUAAAAAUCAGUAUACUAAUAAUAAUUCCUUUGAAAAUAUUUUUUAUUCAGCUCAUGAAAAUGGUUGUGUAUAUCAAUGGAACAUAGAAAAAGAAUUAAAAACUAAAGAAAUAUUAUAUUUAAAAAAUAAAAAAAAUGAUUUAUAUCAAGAUCUAUCAUCCGUAUUUGAAAAUAAAAAUCUUGUUAAUAAACCAUUCAAUUCAUCUUUAACUUGUAUUGAUAUAGAUUAUUAUAUGCACCAUGAUGAGGAUUUUAUUAUUAGUAAUAUUGAGAAAAAUGAUUCUUCAGAAUUUAAUAAGAAUGAAAAUAAUCCUUAUGUAGAAUUAAAUGAAAAUAAAAAUGUUCAACAAAGAAAAGAUCUUAUGAAAAAAUCAGAUAACAAAUUAAAUCAUAAAACUACACCUCUUGAAAAAGAUAAUUAUAUUAAUCAUAUAUCAAAAGAGGAGGAGUUAUUGAAUCAUUACAAAAAUAUAACAAAAAAUAUAAUCGACAAAAAAAUUAAACCAACCCAUUCCUACUAUUAUCUAGGUACAAAAAAUGGCAUAAUUUACAGGUGCAAUAGCUGCUAUCAGAAGUCUUAUUUAAAUCAUUACAUUGCUCAUUUUGGGGCUGUCAAUAGAAUUAAAAUAAAUAAAUUUGAUCAUGAUAUUUUUAUAAGUGCUGGUGAGGACUGUACAGUAAAAUUAUGGAAUAGAUUUCGUAAUACACAAAUUACAACCUUUAAAUCAAAAAAUUCGUUCAGCUCAAUAAAUGAUAUAAUAUGGUCACCAAAUAAUUCAACCUCCUUUUUUUGCUGCUCUGAUGAUGGAAGAAUAGAAUUAUGGGAUUUUGAUUUUUUCUCGAAAGAUCCCUUGAUAAUUUUUUAUCCAAACAAUUUGGAGACAUCCAAAAUUACCACCUUAAAGAUGUUUAAUAAAGAAGAUAUAUUAUUAUGUGGAGACAAUUUGGCUAAUGUUUCCAUGAUGAAAAUAAAAAAUUUAUUUAAUUUAAAACUAGACGAAUAUGAACAAAAGAUGAAAUUAACCAACUGCUUAAAUUAUUUGGAUACCUAUGAUUAUUUUUAA
Plasmodium gaboni is the source of this 3747-nucleotide messenger RNA. RefSeq lists its product as hypothetical. The transcript is spliced from 9 exons. Gene Ontology annotation, biological process: outer dynein arm assembly; cilium movement. The coding region runs from base 1 to 3747 and encodes 1248 amino acids. Lineage: Eukaryota; Apicomplexa; Aconoidasida; Haemosporida; Plasmodiidae. Gene Ontology annotation, molecular function: dynein heavy chain binding; dynein light chain binding. The record is from RefSeq and is a predicted model, not a curated record. Gene Ontology annotation, cellular component: outer dynein arm.